Insectozyma verbasci is the source of this 2370-nucleotide messenger RNA. The record is from the annotation of a GenBank genome assembly. Lineage: Eukaryota; Fungi; Ascomycota; Pichiomycetes; Serinales; Debaryomycetaceae.
AUGGACGAAAAAGUUGAGUUUGAGUUUAGUGGUAGAAAACCAAUUAAUAAGAAAAGACAUUUUCUUUUGAACCCAUAUUUAUGGGUUGCUUCUGCAUUGUUAUUUAUAAUCUACAAUUUAAAUUCAGUUAUCUUUAGAAAUGAUAGUUUUAUUAUCAAUGAUGAUACAAAGCUUGAUCCAAAAUCAAUUCUUUUGGAUAGUUUAAAAACUAAUUUAGCUGGUAAUUGGUCUCAUAAAUAUACUACGCACGGUCCUCAUUUAGCUGGUACGAAUUAUGAUUUAGUUGAUUGGACGAAUACAAAAUUUAAACUAUAUGGAUUUGAACCAACAAUUGAUACUUAUGAAAUUUAUGUUAGUUAUCCAAAAUCUACAAAUUUACAAUUGAUAACAGAAAAAGAUAAAGUUAUUUAUCAUCCAAGUUUAGUUGAACCUGAAUUAAAAGAAGAUCCAAGUUCAUUCCAUAAUAACUCAAAUCCGGUAUUUUUAGGUUAUUCAGGUAAUGGUAAUGCUACAGCUGAAUAUAUUUAUGCAAAUUAUGGUACGAAGGAAGAUUUUGAAAAAUUACAACACCAUAAAGUUGACAUUUCAGGUAAAAUUGUUUUAGUUAGAUAUGGUAAAAUUCUCAGAGGUUUGAAAGUAAAAUUUGCUCAAGAUUUUGGAGCUGUUGGUGUUUUAAUUUUUACUGAUCCUGCUGAAGAUAGAGGUAACUUACCAAAACAUAAAGAUGAUUAUUAUCCAAAACUAAAUAGUACAGCACGUAAUCCAUAUGCUGUUCAAAGAGGAUCUGUUCAAUUUACAGCAUUAAAUCCUGGUGAUCCAACAUUGGAUGAAACUCAAAAUGCAAGAUUAGGUUCUCCAAAAGAUAGAAAAGAUCCUCAUAGAUUUACACCAAAAAUCCCUGUUUUACCAAUUUCUUAUGCUGAAGUACAACCAAUUUUAAAAAAAUUAAAUGGUAAAGGUAAACAAUUUGAUUCAUUUAAAGGUGAAUUAAAAGAUGUUGAAUAUUAUACAGGUCCAAAUGUAGAAUAUAAAUUAAAUUUAUAUAAUAAACAAGAUUUUAAUAUUACUCAAUUAUGGAAUGUUUAUGGUGAAAUUAAAGGUGAAAAACCAAAUGAAGUUAUCAUUAUUGGAAAUCAUAGAGAUAGUUGGAAUGGAGGUGCUGGAGAUCCAAAUAGUGGUUCAGCUGUUUUAAUUGAAUUAGCAAGAUCGUUAGGGGAAUUGAAAAAUUCGGGUUUUAAAUUUAAAAGAAGUAUAGUUUUACAAAGUUAUGAUGGGGAAGAAUAUGGAUUAUUAGGAUCAACAGAAGCUGGUAAAUAUUAUGCAGAAAAAUAUCAAAAAGAUGUCGUUACAUAUAUAAAUUUAGAUACUGCAGUUACUGGUAAACAAUUUAAACUUGGUGCUACACCAUUAUUAAAUGAAGUUUUAUUAAAAAUUGCAAAAGAAUUGGAUUAUCCAAAUGAAAAAGGUCAAUCAUUAUAUGAUCAUUUUAAAUCAACAAGGGAAACAAUUGGUACAUUAGGUUCAGGAUCAGAUUUCACAGUUACUUUGGAUUUUUUGGGUAUUUCAUCAAUUGAUGUUGGAUUUAGUCAAGGUAAAGAUGAUCCAGUUUAUCAUUAUCAUUCAAAUUAUGAUUCAUUUCAUUGGAUGAAGAAUUUUGGUGAUCCUGGUUUUAUUUAUCAUAAUUUAUUAAGUAAAUAUAUUGCAUUAUUAACAUUAGAAUUGAGUGAAAAAGAAAUUAUAGCAUUCAAUUUAAGUGAUUAUUCAAAAUCAAUAUUGAAAUAUUUUGAAGCUACUGCAAAUGAAGUACCAGAAGAAUGGUUGGAUAAGAAAGUAGGCGAAAAAGAAGAUGAAGAUGAUGAUGAUGAAGUAGAACAAUCAAGAUAUAUCAAGAAAAUAACUCAAGGUUAUUAUCAAGAUUCAAUAUUAUCAAAAAGAUGUCAAAUGAUGAAUCAAAUAAAUAAUCAUAAAAGAGGUAAGAAAUUAAUUGAUCUUUUAUCUAAUACACAUGAUGAAUUAAAAUUUUUACAAAAUGCAACCAAAGGUUAUGAUUAUACAUCAAAAGAAUUACAAAAACAAUUUGAUAUAAUUGAUGAAUUACCAUUCUGGAAAAAAAUUAAAUUACAUUUUCAAAUUAAAUAUCAUAAUAAAGUUUUACAAUAUUUUGAAAGAAAUUUUUUAUUUAAAAACGGAUUAAAAAAUCGUCCAUUUUUUAAACAUAUAGUAUAUACAAGUGGUAGAUAUACAGGAUAUUCAUCGCAAGAAUUACCAGGUUUAAGAGAAGCAAUUGAAGAUGAUGAUUUUGAUAGAUUUGUUAAAUGGGUUAAUAUUUUAUUCAAAACAUCAGAAAGAAUAUCAAAGAAAUUGACAUAA